This is a messenger RNA of Helianthus annuus (common sunflower), 2298 nucleotides long. RefSeq lists its product as uncharacterized. The transcript has 5 exons. Lineage: Eukaryota; Viridiplantae; Streptophyta; Magnoliopsida; Asterales; Asteraceae. The record is from RefSeq and is a predicted model, not a curated record. Gene Ontology annotation, biological process: DNA integration. Gene Ontology annotation, molecular function: nucleic acid binding; RNA-DNA hybrid ribonuclease activity. Bases 1 to 2298 code for a protein of 765 amino acids.
AUGAUUGAAGAAGUUGUUAAGUCCGGAGAACUUGCUCAUUUGGUAAAAGGAGUAAGGGACAAAAUGGCUGAAGGAAAAGGUAAGGAAGUCAAUAUAGUGGAUUUUGAUGGAAGGGUUCCACACAAGAGGCAACGGUUGGAAGCUUGUGAGCUUCAGUGUGUUUGCUUUUCCUCAACAGAGAAAGACUCUCUUUCAAACCCUCUUGUGGUAGAAGCAACUGUGGGAACAUUACAAACAAGCAGGGCAUACAUAGACCUUGGGGCAGCUACUGAAAUCAUGUUUGAGAAUGAAGGUCAGAAGGAAAGAAUCCAACCACUCACCUUUAUGGUUAUCAACAUACCUUCAAACUAUGAUGUGAUCAUUGGAAGGCCAGGGCAGUGUGCAUUCUACAUGGCCGUGUCUGUUGGCCAUGGCACAGUCAAAUUUCCCACCGAAAGAGGGAUAACAACCCUCCAACCUUCUCAAGAAGCCUACCUGGUUGAGGGUAAAAGUUCCAAAAGUGAAGAAGACAAGCAAAGGCUGGGUUGCACCGAUAAGAAAGACUUCAAAUGGACUGAAGAGGCUGAAGAAGCCUUUAACCAAAUGAAGCAACACCUAGCUUCCCUACCUGAUAUGGCGGCUCCAGAAACAGGAGAACUGAUCUCAGUCUAUCUCUCAGUUGCUGAAGAAGUAAUAAGCGUGGUCCUCACCAUUGACAGAGAUAAGACCCAGGUACCCGUUUAUUUCUUCAGCAAAACCCUAAAAUUGGCUGAAACCAAAUACCCUCCUUUGGAAAAAAUGGCCCUAGCUUUAGUUCAAACGGCUAGAAGGCUUCGAAGAAAAGCCAUCAAAGCCCAAGUCUUGGCUGAUUUCAUUAUAGAAGUCCUCAAGCAAACCAUCACUAAAGUGAACACAGCUGCUACCAAACCUUCAAACCUUGAAGCCUGGAAGCUCUUUACCGAUGGGGCUUCAAGCAUUGAAGGGUUGGGGGCCGGGCUUAUUCUGGUCAACCCAGAAGGGUUAGAAUUCACAUACGCUCUUCGCUUUGAUUUUCAGACAACCAACAACAAAGCCGAAUACGAAGCACUGAUAGCCGGCUUAAGACUGGCUAAAGAAAUGAAGGUCCAGAAGCUUGAAGUGUUCACAGAUUCGUUGCUGGUAUCGAGCCAAGUGAAUGAUAGCUACAUUGCAAAAGAGCCCAACAUGAAAAUGUACAAAGAAAAAUCCAAAGAAUUGAUGAACACCUUCCAAAUGUGUACAAUCAAACAGAUUCCAAGGUCCCAAAACAAGAAGGCUGAUGCCUUAAGCAAGCUCGCAUCUCUCAUUUUUGCACACCUUACAAAGAAGGUGUUGGUAGAAGCAUUAAAAGCUCCAUCAAUUGAUGAGUUGGAAGUUCAAGACGUAGUCACUGAUGAAGAUCCAAAUUGGAUGACUCCAAUCAAGAAGUUCCUUAAAAAUGGUGAAUUGCCUAAUGACCAAACAGAAGCUGAAAGGGUUAAGAUCAAGGCAAGGCAGUACGUUUUGCAAGGCGAGACUCUAUACAAAAAGGGUUACCUAGCACCCUUGCUAAGAUGUGUUGGUCCUGAGCAAAGUCAGUAUUUGGUCAAAGAGGUUCAUGAAGGUAUAUGUGGAGCCCAUUUUGGAGCUAGAUCGGUGGUUGCCAAACUUAUGAACCUCGGGUAUUUUGGGCCCUCAAUGCACCGAGAUGCCACUGAGCAGCUAAGGAAGUGUGACGCCUGCCAAAUUCAUGCACCUGUCCCAAAAAAUCCCAAACAUGAUCUUGUCCCAAUAACCUCAGCAUGGCCCUUCCACAAAUGGGGCAUGGACAUUGUUGGUCCAUUCCCCCCAAGCAAAGGUGGAGUAAAAUUCUUGUUGGUGGCCAUAGAUUAUUUUACCAAGUGGCCUGAGGUUAAACCACUUGUAAAAAUCACAGGCAAGCAAAUCAUUGACUUCGUUUGGGAAAGCAUCAUUUGCCGUUAUGGAUUGCCGGGAGUUCUUGUCACCGACAAUGGAAAGCAAUUUGCUGAGAAGCCUUUCAGCAUUUGGUGCAAAGAAUACAGGAUCAAUCAGGUUUUCAGCUCAGUCGCAUACCCGCAAUCGAAUGGUCAAGUAGAAAGAACGAAUCGAAGCAUAGUGGAAGGAAUCAAGACCAGGUUGGGAAGAUAUGAAAGCAACUGGCUUGAAGAAUUGCCAAGUGUCCUAUGGGCCAUAAGAACAACCGAAAAAACAAGCCACAAAAGAACACCCUAUAGCUUGGUAUUUGGGUCUGAAGCUGUAGCCAAAAAGCUUAAAAGCUUAAAACCAACAAAGCUGCCUUAA